Molecule: messenger RNA, 2151 nt
Organism: Microbotryum saponariae
Lineage: Eukaryota; Fungi; Basidiomycota; Microbotryomycetes; Microbotryales; Microbotryaceae
Source: the annotation of a GenBank genome assembly
AUGAACGCCUCUCCGGCCACAACCUCCACCUCGACCGCACUUUCGGCCAUCAUCCGGAACAAGCGCUUCCUGGGUAUACUGGUGUUCAUCCUCGUGUGCGGUACAUGGACGCUCGUGCACCCCUCUACACGCACCGCUUUCAUCGGACCUUUAUUGCCCAGUCGUUUGGAUCGCACCAACACCAACACCCACCAUCUCUCCUCCACCUGGCCCUCCGAAACAGAUCCCCUCAACCAAAACGGUGAUAGCAGUUCCACAAGCUCCGAUCGAUACGCCCUCGCCGCCGCGGACCGAGUGACCAAGUUGUUCAGUUCCAAGUCCGAGGCUCAGAUCGAGGUCGAGUGGGAGAGGUUGGGGACGAGCUACAAGGCCGUGAGGGAUGAGGUACCGGAUGUGACGAGGUUGGAUUUACAUGCCGAUCGGUUCAAGAUCGUGGUGGUGAGUUUGUAAACUUUUUUUGAGCAAGAGGAUAGCCGGGAAAGCCAGGGGGGAGGGGGGGGGGGGGGCUUCAAGGGGGGAGGGAAUUUUUUGGCGCUGUCGGAGCUCAGGGGAGUACUAGUCGAGCCCAUCCCAAUUGACGACCCCGUCUCCUCAUUUUAGCAACUGGACCAAUUCGACCGAGCCAUCGACGGUAGCCGGCUCAACGCAACCAUGCGCGAAACGUACCACAAAACGACGCGCCACUUUCGCGACGACCUCUUCAGGUCACUGUACCCGUACAUCUCGCGCAACGACAACCACCAACGCACGUUCGACGAUCUGUUGAUGCGGUAUUCGAGGACGGCGGGUAUCGUGAUCCCUUGUGGGAAUGAUCAGUUCCAGGUGGGUGACGACGACAAUGAAGAUUGAGGGAGAUGUACUCUGCUUUAGACGGAGACUCAUUCCGUCCUUCUUACCCUUCACCAGUGGGCCGUGCACCUCAUCGCGACCCUCAAAAAUGUACACAAGACCAAGUUACCCAUCCUCGUCGCCCAUUCAGGUCAGGGCGAUCUCACCGUCGAGAAACGAGCCGCGUUACGCUCGCUCUCCCCCGACGUCGAGACCGUGGACCUGUUGCACAUCUUUGACGAGAAGCACGUCGGAUUGGAGAAUUCGGGAUGGGCGAUCAAACCUUUUGCCAUCCUCGCUUCCCCCUUCAAAGAAACGAUCAUCUGCGACGCCGAUGCCAUCUUCUUGCAAGACCCGGCAAUCCUCCUGACCGAUCCGGGGUAUGAACAAACCGGAACCCUGUUCUUCCGCGAUCGUGAGAUUUUUCCCGGGGAUGGGAACGUGCACGCGUGGUUCAAGGAGUUGAUGAAGGGGAGGAAACCGAGCAAGAUGUUACAGAAAUCUCGAUGGUGGUUGGACGAGGCCUCUAGGGAGGAGAUGGAGAGUGGGGUGGUCGUGGUUAAUAAAGGACGGAGAGAUGUGGCACUGGGGAUGGUGUUUGUGGGCUUUUUGAAUACAAGGGAUGUGAGGGACGCGGUGAUGUACAGGCAAACGUAUGGGGAUAAAGAGUCGUAUUGGUGCGUUGACUUGGAGAGGGUUGUUUGUGAUGGUGCCGCUGCGCAGAAUGGGUGGCUGAUAUUGCUCUUUACACAAUCGUACAGGAUGGGGUACGAAUUGGGAGGCGUGCCAUGUCAGUUCCGAUGCGGCGGUUGGAUCUUGUUGUGGACCCGACGCUGAGCAUUAGGUCUCUUCCAACUUAACACUUUCAGACUACUUUGAUCCUCCGUACGCCGGUAUUGCAGGUCGGGUGACCCAUCCCAACGCCAAAGGGCACACGGUGGAUUCCCGAAUUUGCUCGGAGCAUCAUCUUCACCUCGACUAUAGUGCGUCAUAUACCUUUGAGGAAUUCCCUUCGUUCCAUGGUGAAAGCUGACUUAUCCUUUCGAACGUGUUUUUUAAACAGAGGGUCGUCCCCUCUGGUGGAACGGCUCCCUGUACGAAGACAAACGCCACCGCGAAAAAGGGUGGUUCCUCGCGCUCCACUACACGCACGGAACAGUCGACUGGGAUUGUGAACCGGAACCUUGGUGCAUGAAAGGAAUUCGGGAGGAGGACGUCAAGAGGUUCUCCGAGGUGAAACUGGAGGAUGGCACGGGCUUUGAUAGGGUUCUGAGUGACAUGAUUGGCGCGGCGUUGAUGGCCGAGUUGAAGUUCCCCAAGUGA